ACAGAAGACGAAAUAAGAGCUGUUAUUUGGGAUUGUGAAAGUUCUAAAGCACCAGGACCAGAUUGCCUUAACUUUGGUUUCUGGAAGAGAAUGUGGGAGACUUUGAAAGAGGAUGUAAUGGGGUAUUUCUCAGAAUUCCACAACGCAGGGAGAAUUGUGAAAGGAGCUAACGCCUCGUUUUUGGCUUUGAUUCCUAAAGUCGACAACCCACAGAAGAUUGAAGAGUACAGACCCAUUUUGUUAAUAAACUUGAUGUACAAGAUGCUUUCUAAAGUUCUAGCAAACAGGUUAAAGACAGUGAUGGAUGAUUUAAUUGGUGAACAACAAUCAGCGUUUAUGGGAGGCAGACAACUAGUUGAUUGCGUGAUGGUGGCAAAUGAAGUGUUGGAUGAGGCAAGAAGGAAAAAGAUAAAAGGCUUUUGCUUUAAAGUGGACUUUGAGAAGGCAUAUGAUAGAGUCAGUUGGGCUUUUCUGGACUACAUGCUGAGGAGAAUGGGCUUUAACCAUGUGUGGUGUCAGUGGAUGAAAGAGUGCAUGCAGUCAGCGAGUAUAUCAAUAUUGGUGAACGGAGGCACGACAAAGCAAUUUUCACCCUCAAGAGGACUGAGGCAAGGAGAUCCCCUAUCCCCAUUUUUAUUCUUGCUAAUUGUCGAAGGCCUAAAUGGCCUCAUUUCAUCAGCUAAGGAGAAGGGGUUGCUAAAAGGAUGGAAGAUUGGCAAUGGAGGAAUCAAAAUCACUCACCUCCAAUUUGCCGAUGAUAUGAUCAUGUUUGGGAGGGUAGAGGAUAGUAAUGUAUGGGUAGUAAAGUGCAUAAUGAGAGUGUUUGAACUUAUUUUCGGAUUGAAAAUAAAUUUUGACAAAAGCCUACUGUAUGCAUUGAAUGUGGAAGAGGAAUGGGUGGAGAAAACAGCUUGGAGUCUUAACUGUAGAAGAGGUCCUUUACCAUUUAAAUACCUUGAGAUUCCAAUUGGGGGUAAUCACCGAAGACUCACAUUUUGGAGGCCAUUGAUUCAGGGUUUUAAGAACAAAUUGGUAUCUUGGAAAGGCAAACUACUGUCCUUUGGUGGAAGAGUCACUCUUGUUAACUCUGUGCUGUCCAGCCUAUCAGUGUUCUUUGUGUCUUUCUUUUUGGUUCCAAAAGGAGUGAUUAAUGAACUUGAAAAAAUACGGAGGGAUUUUCUUUGGGGAAAAAAGGAGGGAAAGGGAGGAAUUAGUUGGGUUAAGUGGGAUAGUGUAUACAAACCUAAGGAAGAAGGUGGAUUAGGAGUUAGGGACCUCAGAACUUUCAAUAUAGCUCUAUUAGGAAAGUGGUGGGGUAGGAUGGCAGGAAAGGAAAGGGGCCUAUGGAAAAGAGUGCUGAAUACAAAAUACGAGGUUGAAGAAGGAAGGUGGUUGGAAUGGUUGAGCGGAAAAGAUAACAAAAUCCAGCAGAUGGGGGAGUGGCAUAACAACAUGUGGCAAUGGAUGUUGACGUGGAGACAAAGAUGCAUGUUGUUGGAGGCAUACCAAGGAGGGAAUUUACACAGCAAAGUUGGGAUACUUGUUGCUAAGAGACCAACAAUGAGGGGAUGAUACAAAAUUAUUCAGAAAAGUGUGGAACAAAAUACAUUCCAAACAAGGUAUGUGCUUUUGAUUGGAUGAUACUACUGAACAGAAUACCAACUAAAACAAACUUGCAGACAAGGGGCAUUUUAAAGGAUGAUACAACAACCUUGUGUGGCUUCUGCGGGGCGGCACUGGAAGAUACCAACCACUUGUUCUUGGAAUGCCCCUUUGUAGUAAAAUUGUGGUGGAAAUGUUAAGAAUGGUGGGGACUGAGCUGCGUGAGUUAUAAUGAGUGCAGGAAGGCUUUUG
Messenger RNA from Rubroshorea leprosula, 1854 nucleotides. The record is from the annotation of a GenBank genome assembly. Lineage: Eukaryota; Viridiplantae; Streptophyta; Magnoliopsida; Malvales; Dipterocarpaceae.